GAGACUUGAGACUAGUGUAAACACUUUGUGGUAGAGUGGCCAACAUCAGUGUUUUUUUUUUUUCAAGUGAAAGAUGGCCAGCAAGCAUGAUAGAAAGCUUAGGCCUAUCACCCACGAGGUUAAGAAACUGAAACCGAGUCCUUCCAGAGGACAAGAAAAUCGUGCUGGGUUAAAAGUUAAAACAAAACAAAAGUACAACGACAUGAAAUCCACCAUGGCGAAGAAGGUAGGAAGGUUGAGCAUCAACCUGAACAUCGCUAAAUCCACGAAGACCAAGAAGCAGAGUGAGGGAGACACCAGCAUCUACCUAAAAUCGAAAAAGAUGAUGAAAUCGAGUUCCGGGUGUUCGCAGGUGUUACACCGCCACAGGCGUAAACACGCCCUUCCCAAACAGCAGGAGGAAGUCCUUCUUGAAAAACACACCCUUCAAGUGGCAAGAUACGAACCUUUCAGAAAAAGUACGGCAACCUGGAAGAGUAAAACUCCAUUUCUGGGACUGGAGUACGAGGAGGACGUGAUGAGGUACCUCCUGGAGGUGGAGAGGCGGCGACACAUGACGAGGAACUACCUCGCCAACCAUCCCUCAGUCAACCAGAGGACAAGGGCAAAGCUCAUCGAUUGGCUGAUACAGGGCCAGAGUUACUUGCAGCUGUCCCAAGAGACACUAUACCAGGCUAUUAACUUGAUAGACAGUGUUUUGGAGGCCAGCAAUAUAUCCCCGGACAAGUUACAACUCCUAGUGAUCACCGCCGUCUUCAUCGUGGCCAAACUCGAAGAGCAGGAACCGCCCUUAGCCGCAGAUCUUCUGGGACUGACCACAUAUACACUACAAGAGUUCCUGUCAAUGGAAAGAACAGUUCUGACCAUUGUAGACUUCAACUUGGUUAUAGUAGACCCGUCGAUAUUUUUAGAAUAUUUUGCCUAUUUAACUUGUAAAUACGACGAUAAAGUGGUGCUGGAUUGUGCCAACUUCCUGAUGGAGACAGUGCUGGUGGAGGUAUGGCCUCUGGAAACCCUCCCUUCUCUCUUGGCUGCAGCGGCUCUGUUCGGUUCCCUGAGAAUUAUCCACGGCGCCAUGGCAAGCGUGGCUCUUUGCACUCUGAUGCCAGCUUUCUUCAAUUUAGACGACUCGACAGUCGUAUCUACCAGUCUGCGCAUGCUCGAAGCCUUAGCUAAUCGAAAGCAUUCUCCAUUUCAGGGCGCCUCUGAAAAAUACCGGAGCAGGCUAUGCCACAACGAACUGUCCCUCCUCCUCCCGAACCCGAAGUUGCAACCUGACGGGUUGCUCGUUAUCAUCGACGAAGUCAGGGCGACCCUCAUCUCCCUCAGGGACGUUAAUAUCGUCAUCAGAGAUCGUCAUCAUCAUUAUCUCGUGAACAAUGGAGAUAACGAGGAACGGGAUGAUUGGAAACUUAAAUUGCGUGACGUCACAACCACGAAGACGUCGUGACUUGAAAAGGGACGUAUAGGGUUUUCUGUGACGUCAUGGUUUUACCAAGUAUCCCACGAAAGGAAACUCGAGCUCCAGGAAGGUUAUUUUUGUAAGUGCGGUGCUCGGGAGGAACCGGCGAAGACAUUAUAAUCCUUAUUUUAUAUUGACUAUAAUUAAAGUAUUUAAGAUAG
Messenger RNA from Macrobrachium nipponense, 1623 nucleotides. RefSeq lists its product as uncharacterized. The coding region runs from base 74 to 1450 and encodes 458 amino acids. Gene Ontology annotation, cellular component: nucleus; cytoplasm; cyclin-dependent protein kinase holoenzyme complex. The record is from RefSeq and is a predicted model, not a curated record. NCBI's taxonomy places the organism in Eukaryota, Metazoa, Arthropoda, Malacostraca, Decapoda, Palaemonidae. The transcript has 9 exons. Gene Ontology annotation, biological process: regulation of cyclin-dependent protein serine/threonine kinase activity; mitotic cell cycle phase transition. Gene Ontology annotation, molecular function: cyclin-dependent protein serine/threonine kinase regulator activity.